CUGCGCUCCUCGGUGGCCUGUGCUGCGAUGGACACCGUCAUUUCUCUCUGCGUCCACCUGAAGAAAGACAUGGACGGCGAGGCAGAGAUGAUGGUCAAUGUUCUGCUGCUGAAGACUGCACAAGCGUCUGCCAGCAGCUUCAUUCAGCAGAAAGCCAGCUCAGCCCUGGAGGCCCUGGUGCAGAACUGCAGUGCAGCUCGAGUCCUUAACGUCCUCCUGACCACAGGAAUGAGCCACAGGAACGCCGCAGUGAGGGCCAGCACCGCUCAGCAGCUCCACCUACUGGCUGACAGGCUGGGAGCAGAUAAAGUCCUGAAGGGGCAGAGCUUCCUUACUGCUGUUGGUAAGAUUUGUCUGGACGCCUCCGCUGAAGUCAGGCCCCAUGGACAUGCCGUCCUGCGGGAACUUGUCCUCCACAAGGACUUUACCAAGAUGUGGAAGAAGACUAUAGGGGAAAAGGAUCGGUGCUCACUCAGGAAGAUCCUGAUAGAUAUGAUGAAGGGAUAGAAGUCUCCACAACAAGCACGCACACGAACUAAAAUAAAAUUCAAUUAAAUAGAGAUAUUUGCCCGUGGCUGCUGUCCUUGUAGCCAAAUUCAAGUUCAGGUCUGAGAGUUUGAGGGUCCUGUGCAGUAUCUUAGCAGUUCCUGGUACUGCCCUCUUCUGGGCAAUGAGCCACAUCUUUUCUUCGUUCAGCCUUUGGCGCCACCAAGA
This is a messenger RNA of Mugil cephalus (flathead mullet), 714 nucleotides long. RefSeq names its product TOG array regulator of axonemal microtubules protein 2-like. Gene Ontology annotation, molecular function: microtubule binding. NCBI's taxonomy places the organism in Eukaryota, Metazoa, Chordata, Actinopteri, Mugiliformes, Mugilidae. Gene Ontology annotation, biological process: microtubule cytoskeleton organization. The record is from RefSeq and is a predicted model, not a curated record. The transcript is spliced from 2 exons. Gene Ontology annotation, cellular component: cytoplasmic microtubule; cilium. Bases 28 to 507 code for a protein of 159 amino acids.